Molecule: messenger RNA, 531 nt
Organism: Meloidogyne enterolobii
Lineage: Eukaryota; Metazoa; Nematoda; Chromadorea; Rhabditida; Meloidogynidae
Source: the annotation of a GenBank genome assembly
GUUAGAGAUGAGGUUAUUAAAGCUCAUCGUUGUAUUUUGGCACAAAAUAGUGAAGUAUUCCAAAAAAUGUUGGAGGAGAAUGACAUGUUGGACAUAUCACAAAAUACUGAAAUUACAAUUCCUGACGUCUCUCCUGAAUGUGUUCGUGUUAUGUUGGAAUUAUUCUAUACUGGAGAAAUUAAAGACUUACCGGAAAGUAAUAUUGAUGAUCUUUUUGCUUUGGCACAUAAAUAUAAAGUGGAACCGUUAAAAUAUGAAUGUGAACAUUUUUUGUCUUCAAAGAUUAGCGGGGAUUGGAUUGAUGGGAAAAAUAUUUUAAAAUAUUGCAAAUUUAUUUGUUUGUAUAAAGCUGAAAUUUUGGAGAAAGCUUGUACAAAUUAUAUUCGAGUAAUUAAAAAUUGGUUUUUGAAAAGUAAAGAAUGGGAAGACGUUAAAAAUAAAUAUCCAGAAUUGGCUAUGAAGUUUUUGGAAAUUGGAUAUUUGGAAAUUGGGAAUAAUACUAAUAAAUAUUUAAAUUAUCCAAUGUAUUGA